GGGCCGGGCAGUGCUGUGGGCUCCCACAGGACCUGGAUGCUGUAGGACGAUGCUGUGUGCAGCCUCUGGCCGGGUGCUGCUGGUGCUGGUGACCCUGUCCCUCAGCUUCGCAGACGAGGAGUUGCUGUGUGCCUGUGAUGUGCCCCACUGCAGCAAGCCCAACUGCACGGGCAAGGUGUGCUUUGUCAGCAAGAGGAGGGAGGAGGGGAUCAUCACCCAGCACCGGGGCUGCUUCUCCCAGAACAUCCAGGAGCACUGCCACACACCCGUGACAGAGCAGUAUGGCAUGAAGUGCUGCAACUUCCACAUGUGCAACGCCGAGCUGGAGAUCUUCCUGCAAGGAGAAGAUGCCCUGGUAAAGACACCUUCCCUACCCAACCUCCUCCUGAUGAUCUUCAUCCCACUGCUCUCCCUCCUUGUCCUCGUGGCACUCAUAGCACUCUUCUGCUGGAAGGUGGCCCAGCACCGCCACAAGCACAGUGAUUUUGGUGACACAGACCUCAUGCUGAAGGCAUCCAUGAUGGGAGACAGCACCUUAGAGGACCUGCUGAAUGAUGACUGCACCACAGGCAGUGGUUCUGGGCUGCCUUUUCUUGUCCAGCGGACGGUGGCUCGGCAGAUCACCCUCAUGGAGUGCGUGGGUAAAGGGCGCUAUGGCGAGGUGUGGCGAGGUGUGUGGCACGGGGAGAGCGUGGCCGUGAAGAUCUUCUCCUCCCGGGAUGAGCAGUCGUGGUUCCGUGAGACAGAGAUCUACAACACCGUCCUCCUCCGGCACGACAACAUCCUGGGCUUCAUCGCCUCUGACAUGACGUCCAGGAACUCCAGCACGCAGCUGUGGCUCAUCACCCACUACCAUGAGAACGGCUCUCUCUAUGACUACCUGCAGAGGACAGCCCUGGACGUGGAGACCUGCCUGGGCUUGGCCUCCUCCAUCAUCUGUGGUCUCGUCCACCUCCAUGUGGAGAUUUUUGGCACGCAAGGCAAACCUGCCAUCGCCCACCGUGACCUGAAAAGCAGGAACAUCCUGGUGAAAAACAACCGGCAGUGCUGCAUUGCAGACCUGGGGCUGGCUGUCAUGCACUCCCAGGGCAGCGACUACCUGGACAUUGGCAACAACCCCCGGGUGGGCACCAAGCGCUACAUGGCCCCGGAGGUGCUGAGCGAGCAGAUCCGCACCGACUGCUUCGAGUCCUACAAGAAGACGGACAUCUGGGCGUACGGGCUGGUGCUCUGGGAGAUCACCCGGCGGACGGUGGUGAAUGGGAUCGUGGAGGAAUAUCGGCCACCCUUCUUCGACGCCGUGCCCAGCGAUCCUAGCUUCGAGGACAUGAAGAAGGUGGUGUGCGUGGACCAGCAGACCCCCGUGAUCCCCAACCGCCUCUUCUCCGACUCGGUUCUGUCGGCACUGGCCAAGAUCAUGAAGGAGUGCUGGUACCAAAGCCCCUCGGCCCGUCUCACCGCCCUGCGCAUUAAAAAGACGUUGAAGAAGUUGAACAAUUCCGUAGAGAAGCCAAAACCGGAGCAGUGA
This is a messenger RNA of Cinclus cinclus, 1528 nucleotides long. RefSeq names its product activin A receptor like type 1 (gene ACVRL1). The coding region runs from base 50 to 1528 and encodes 492 amino acids. The transcript is spliced from 10 exons. Lineage: Eukaryota; Metazoa; Chordata; Aves; Passeriformes; Cinclidae. Gene Ontology annotation, cellular component: BMP receptor complex; plasma membrane. The record is from RefSeq and is a predicted model, not a curated record. Gene Ontology annotation, molecular function: ATP binding; SMAD binding; transforming growth factor beta receptor activity, type I. Gene Ontology annotation, biological process: protein phosphorylation; angiogenesis; dorsal/ventral pattern formation.